Molecule: messenger RNA, 888 nt
Organism: Pichia membranifaciens NRRL Y-2026
Lineage: Eukaryota; Fungi; Ascomycota; Pichiomycetes; Pichiales; Pichiaceae
Exons: 1
Coding region: 1-888 (295 amino acids)
Source: RefSeq, a predicted model, not a curated record
AUGAAUUCUGAAGAAUUCAAUAAUUUUGUAAGAAUAACCACUGAACUCACCUGCAAAAGUACUCGGAGUUUAACCUUUCAGAACUAUGUGGAGGAACGCCUAAAUGCUAUUGAUUAUAAUGAAUUUCUCAGAGCCUCCAAUCAAGGGGAAAGACCCCGUUUUUACAUUAGGUUGAAAAAUCCUGAGCGUAAGAACACUAAUGAACGUGGCUUGAAAGUUUGUUUGUUCAAUGACAAUUUAUUUGAAGAAAAAGUAGUGAGCCCUGGAACAACGAUAAUAAAGUUUGCUCCUAUGCUCAAAGUUAUAGGAUUCACAAAUGACAACUGCUCUGAAUGCGGAAAGCAUCUCAUUGAUAUAGGAGACAAAGGAAAAGAAGAGUCUGAAAAUAAGCAUCAAGUUGAAAACGGACUAACGCAAGCAAAAGAAUUCGUAAAAAAUGAAGGAAUUGUCAAGUGUAAAAACUGUAAUUUUCGAGUCUUUUGUUGUCAAGAAUGUAAACUCAAAGCCAUGCUUGAUUGGCAUGAUCUAGAAUGUGAUUUCAUUGCUCAUAUUCAGAAAGAAUUGAUAACUACCAACAAUGGUAUAAAAGUGGAUACGGAGACAGAUCAAGCCAUCGAAAAGAUCAUCUUAAUAAUAAUUACUACUUUCAGACUACUUAUCAGUUUGGUAAGAAAUGAUGAGAAGUUGUUCGAAAUAGUUAUAAAUAUGAGUGAUCACUUGAAACUAUAUCAAAAGUAUGUUGAAAAGGGCGAGGUUGAUAGUCCUGAACAUGAAGCAAUAUUCAGGGAAACACAACAUACUUUUGGUCCAUUAAUUGCAUCUUACUUUGAAGAAAAAAAAACCAAAUCAAACAGGCUCAAGUCAAACCAAUUGAGCUUGGCCAAAUAA